Messenger RNA from Monopterus albus (swamp eel), 1758 nucleotides. RefSeq names its product inosine-uridine preferring nucleoside hydrolase. Gene Ontology annotation, molecular function: hydrolase activity, hydrolyzing N-glycosyl compounds. NCBI's taxonomy places the organism in Eukaryota, Metazoa, Chordata, Actinopteri, Synbranchiformes, Synbranchidae. The record is from RefSeq and is a predicted model, not a curated record. The transcript has 7 exons. Bases 552 to 1655 code for a protein of 367 amino acids.
UUCUUGGGGAACUACUAAGAGUUACUACGGUCUGAGUUGCAUAGGCCUGUAUAUUGGCCCGGUCACAUAUACAUUGGUAUGGACUAACAGCAGAUUAAUUAAUCUGGUAAUAAAGGAGCAGUUAUGCAUGAGUAGAAGUGAUGGACUGCUUGAAGUACAUUUAGCCGAAUAGGCCGUUAGUGUACAGAAGUAAGAUUCUAAAUUCGGGGUUUUGACGUGAUAUGUUGCUUUAAAACAGUUUAGUCGAAAGAUCGCUGUUCUUGGCGAAGAGGUUUAUUUUGAAGGGCAGUAUGUGUCAACCAAGUGACUAGAGCGGAGUAAGGGGUCCCACUAUGGGAUUAUGGGACAGAGACUGUUGUGUUCUUCACUGCUGCAGUAAAGUAUUGCUACUAAUAUAGGGUGAGUACUUCAUUUAUCAACGCGGUUCUGUAAUAACACACGGAGACCAGGCUUGUCGUCAGACGGUGUACUUUUUACUGUGAAAGUCAGGAACAUAACAAUGCAGGCAUAACAAAUCAAGUCAUGAGCAACCAAUCAGCAGCAGUGAAACAAUGUUGAGCACCGACUGCUCGAUGAAAUCCACCACAGAGACAGCAUGGACAAUGAGAGAGGUUGCUCAUAGUGGACCCGCGUUGUUUCUGCCUUGUGAGGGGAAGAACGGCAGCUUGAAUUUUAUACACUUGAUUACUGGCUCCGCGAUGAGUAAAAAGCUGCUGGUGGAUGUAGACUGUGGCGUGGACGAUGCUCAGGCCAUCAUGUUGGCGCUGGCUACCCCCGGCGUGGAGAUCCUGGGCAUUACCUGUGUGCACGGAAACACCACAGUGGAGAAUGUGUGUAAGAACACACUGCGUGUUCUGCAAGCCUGUAAUAAACUUGAGAUUCCAGUUUUUAAAGGCGCUGAUAAGCCGGUCCUUGGGAAGAGCAUUCAAGCAUCAAGCUUCCAUGGGCAGGACGGACUGGGAGACGCUCCUGAUCCCAACGCUCCUGGUCUGGACCUGGUUCAGAAGGAGGGCGCUGUGGCAGCUAUGAUCAGGAUUGUCAGUGAAAACCCAGGACAGGUGUCUCUGGUCGCCACAGCACCACUUACCAACCUGGCACUUGCUGUGAAGAUGGAUCCGUCCCUGCCGAGCAAACUGCGAGGGCUCUACAUCAUGGGAGGCAACACUGAGUCUCGAGGAAACACCACAGUGUGUAGUGAGUUCAAUUUUGCUGUGGAUCCAGAAGCUGCUUACAUUGUACUUAAUGACUACCAGUGUCCCAUAUACCUGGCCUGCUGGGAGUUUACCUGCUACAGCAAGCUGCCCUGGGAGUUUUGUGAUACCUGGCUGGCGCAGGACACUGAUAAAGCUCGCUUCAUGGAACGGAUCUUCCGCCACAGCAUUGAGAAAUCGAAAACCCAGCGCUUCCAGAAAGAGUUAACUGAUGGCGAUGGUUUUGUUUCCUGUGACUCCUAUGCCAUGGCAGCUGCUGUAGAUGACGCAUUCAUCAUAGAAAGCGACCAGUAUCCAGUUAGCAUAGAGUUAACAGGCAGACACACCAGAGGCAUGAUGAUAGUAGAUACUGUGGGCUUCCUAAAUAAGACACCCAAUGCUUUCAUCAUUAAGAAGGUAGAUCUGGAGAAGUUCAAGCAGAUGAUGAUGGCUGCUUUGAAAUAACAGCUCUAUGUGCUGAAGCUAGUCUGAAGGUUUUUGUUUUGUUUUGUUUUUUUUAAACAGUAAUUUUUCUAAAUUAUUUGUAACUAACUGCACAGUUUAAAGC